AUGUUGAAAAACGUCAAAAAAGAUAAACCGUUCCAAUAUCUGGCACAUGUAUCUGCGCGUAAUCCAUUCGAAAUGAUGGUCGCCAUAUUCAUAGCAUGCUCAAUCUCCUAUCUCUACCUCACAAACACGUACAACAAAGGGUUGCAUGACAUGGUAUCCAUUCAUCCCAGUUCCUAUUACCAUAGCAACCACCUAACAAAUCACCAUGGAAACGACGACGACAAGAGUGUCAUUCUCAAGCAGCUGAUAUUACAUCACCAUAAAGACAUGAUGACCAAAGAUGCCCUUCAAUCUGUCCUUUCAUUCCAACAAUUGCUUGCACGAGACAUCUCUGAAUUCUGUUAUCGUAAUGAGGAUAAUAAUUGCGUUAUCAAAAGUCCCUUGAACUUUUGGAAUAACAGCAUUGCCAAAUUAAAUGCAGAUAGAAAUGUCAAGUCAACCAUCAACCAGCAGCAUGAUCAAAGCCACUAUUUCCUGAUGAAUCAUCACAACAAUUAUGCAGAUGCUGUCGUGCUAUCUUUUGUAUUUGAUGGAUCGCAGCAGGAGCGAGUCAAUCAAUGGGAGCACAAUAUUGCUAAAUUGGGUCGUAUCUUUAGCCAUCAAUCAAAACAACCAACCUACAUAGCAAUGGUUUUCGAUCACGCCAAGAGACUAUAUAAGACCUCAAAUCCUGUGGACCUGUUUCUUUUGGCCGGUGGCUAUAUCCUCAUGUCCAUGACCUUGAUCAAUCUCUUUUACAGUCUGCGAAAAGUGGUAGGAUCAUACUGCGUUAUUGGAUCAGCUGUUAUUUUGAAUGGCAUAUGUGCGCUUGUGUUUGGUCUAACUGUCAUGAAGUUAUUGCAAGUCAACAUAACACCCGCCCUGCUACUUGAAUCGCUGCCUUUUCUCGUUAUUGCCAUUGGAUUUGAACGACACAUCAAGUACACGAAAUCGAUCUUGAGUAACACAAACAAUAACAACGACAACUCCGUUUCCAUGAUGCUCGCUUGGGAUUGUUUCACUGAAAUCACCAUCUUUUGUCUUGGUGCCAAAUCUGGUAUUAGCGGGCUCAGGGAGUUUUGCUGGUUGAGUGCUUGUUUAUUGGCAUUUGAUUUUGUCCUCCUUUGCACUUGGUACACAGCCGUAUUGACUUUAAAACUGGAGCUGAAUCGAUUCAAUACUGCAGACGAGAUCAAGCACCAGCCAAGCAACCAGAGUAGUACGUCUGUUUGGCACUGGAUCUUGCAAAAGACGAAGCUGUUCAUGAUUGUAGGCUUUAUAGGAAUGCAUAUCUUUAAAGUUUGCUCCACUUUCCAACAAAAACCUCUUUCAUUCACUACUCUAGAUAAUAGUCAGCCAACUAUCGCAUUUGUAUUAUCUGAACUACUCGAUAAGCAACAACUCGUCAAAGUAUUUCCAAAUCAGUAUUUCUAUGCUGUAAUAUCACCAUCUACUACUACUUUUUCCACAUCCUCUUUAUUUCAACAAUAUCAACUUUAUUACAUUAUGAUCAAGCCCUUUGAGAGCCUAUUCGACAUUUACGCUGUCUAUAUUCAACAUCCCAUUAUAUCCAAAUGGCUGACUAUUGCUCUCUGUGUCUCCCUAUUCCUGAAUACCUAUCUGUUCAAUGUGGCAAAACAACAACCAAAAGUAGUGGUACAAAAAGUUAUUGAAAAGGUCCAAGUACCUGUGCAGGUUCCAGUCGCCAAGAAGGAAAGGAAAAUCUCCUCCUCGUCUCCAUCCGUAGCCAUGGCAACCAAAAAGUCGCAUCAACAUCACCAUCACCAACAGCAGCAGCAGCAGCAUCACCAUUCUGAUAUCGUACGCCCCUUGGAUGAAGUGUUCAGUUUGAUUGGUACUCCUGAGGUAUUGACAGACGAAGAGAUUAUCUCUGUUGUUCAAAGUGGAAAGAUGGCUGCCUACGCGCUUGAAAAGGUAUUGGGUGAUUUUGAACGCGCUGUGCACAUUCGAAGAGCUUUGGUUUCGCGUGAUUCUAUCACAAAGUCGCUGGAAGGUAGCUUGCUUCCUGUCAAGAACUAUCACUAUGACAAGGUAAUGGGUGCAUGUUGUGAAAACGUGAUUGGUUAUAUGCCUAUUCCAGUCGGUGUAGCAGGUCCAUUGAACAUUGAUGGCGAUCUGAUUCAUAUUCCCAUGGCUACUACAGAAGGUUGUUUGGUUGCUUCAGCUGCUCGAGGCUGCAAGGCCAUCAAUGCUGGUGGAGGAGCUACUACUAUCGUUACUGCAGAUGGCAUGACCCGUGGACCCUGUGUUGAAUUCCCAAACAUUCUUCGUGCAGCCGAUUGUAAGCGUUGGAUUGAACAAGAAGGAGAAAAGGUAGUGACCGAGGCAUUCAAUUCUACGUCUCGUUUUGCUCGUGUUCGUAAAUUGAAGGUUGCUCUUGCUGGUCGUUUAAUGUACAUUCGAUUUUCUACCACUACUGGUGACGCUAUGGGUAUGAAUAUGAUCUCAAAGGGCUGUGAAAAGGCAUUAUCCAAGAUUGCAGAGAGAUAUCCUGACAUGCAAAUCAUUUCUCUUUCUGGCAACUACUGUACUGACAAGAAGCCUGCUGCUAUCAAUUGGAUUGAAGGUCGUGGCAAGUCUGUUGUCGCUGAGGCUGUUAUUCCCGGCGCUGUCGUUGAGAAGGUUCUCAAAACCACUGUCGCUGCUCUUGUGGAAUUGAACAUUUCCAAGAAUUUGGUCGGUUCUGCCAUGGCUGGCUCUGUGGGUGGAUUCAAUGCGCAUGCUGCCAACAUUUUGACCGCCAUUUAUCUCGCUACAGGCCAAGAUCCCGCACAAAAUGUCGAGAGUUCUAAUUGUAUUACGUUGAUGAAGGCUGUCAACAACGACAAGGAUCUCAACAUUUCUUGUACUAUGCCCUGUAUUGAGGUGGGCACCAUUGGUGGCGGCACUAUUUUACCCCCUCAACAAGCUAUGCUGGAUUUCCUUGGUGUACGUGGCCCUCAUCCCACUGAGCCUGGAGCCAAUGCUCGCCGUCUUGCUCGUGUUAUCUGUGCCUCUGUGAUGGCUGGUGAGCUUUCUCUCUGUGCUGCUUUAGCCGCAGGACAUUUGGUCAAGGCACAUAUGGCUCAUAAUCGUAACACUGCUUCGGCCGCUACCGCUGCCGCUGCACCCUCUAUUGCCGCUUCCGUCAUUCAGGCUUCUACUCCUCCUGCUACUCCAGUUGAGAAGGAAGAUCCAAUUCCUGGAAGUUGUAUCAAAUCAUAG
Mucor velutinosus is the source of this 3204-nucleotide messenger RNA. RefSeq lists its product as uncharacterized. Gene Ontology annotation, molecular function: protein binding; hydroxymethylglutaryl-CoA reductase (NADPH) activity. The coding region runs from base 1 to 3204 and encodes 1067 amino acids. The record is from RefSeq and is a predicted model, not a curated record. Gene Ontology annotation, biological process: isoprenoid biosynthetic process; coenzyme A metabolic process; ergosterol biosynthetic process. Gene Ontology annotation, cellular component: peroxisomal membrane; endoplasmic reticulum membrane. Lineage: Eukaryota; Fungi; Mucoromycota; Mucoromycetes; Mucorales; Mucoraceae. The transcript is spliced from 6 exons.